Molecule: messenger RNA, 555 nt
Organism: Dujonia railenensis
Lineage: Eukaryota; Fungi; Ascomycota; Pichiomycetes; Serinales; Debaryomycetaceae
Source: the annotation of a GenBank genome assembly
AUGCUUAAGAGAACUAUUUUGAGCGUGGCGCUUGCGUCAGGUGUAAUGGCUGCUGAUGAGCUCUCUUCCAUUCUCACUACCAGUGUUGGAGAUUAUUCUAUUGAUACUAGUUCAUACCUUUCAUACUAUGGAUCAGUAUUUGGCGUAUCUUUUUCAGAUUACAGUGCUUUCCUUACCUUUGGUGAAAACCUUGAUGUUUCAUCGUAUGUUUCGCACCUUUCUCAGCUAUAUAGUGCGGAUCCUUCAGCGUACAGCUCAGCUGUUGCGGCUUUCCAGUCAGAUGCCACACUUACGGCGUCAGAUACUGCCGCUGCAAGCUCAGGAGCUGGAGGAACUGGAUCGAACAGCAUUGCUGCCUCAACAACAUCUGGUUCUGGUUCCGGUUCUGAAUCUGGUUCAGGAUCUACCACAGAGACUAGUGGAAGUUCUGCUUCGUCAGGAUCUUCAAGUGCCUCAGGAUCAGCAUCUGACUCAUCGACUUCUUCAAAGGCUGGUGUGUACUCUGUGGGUGUUCCAGUUGCUGGACUUUUCGCUGCCUUGGCUUUAGUUUUAUAG